UUCCAUGGUUUCCAAGAAGAAUUAAAGAACUAGACAGAUUUGCUAAUCAGAUCCUGAGCUACGGUUCAGAGCUGGAUUCCGAUCACCCAGGCUUCACUGAUCCUGUUUACAGAGAGAGGAGGAAGGAAUUUGCUGAUAUUGCUUUUCAUUACAAGCAUGGACAGCCAAUUCCACAAGUGGAAUAUACAGCAGCCGAGAGAAGAACUUGGGGGACAAUCUUCAGAGAACUAGUCAAACUGUAUCCCACCCAUGCAUGCCGUGAGUUCAAUCAUGUAUUCCCGCUGCUGGUUGAAAACUGUGGGUUCAGGGAAGACAACAUUCCUCAGUUGCAAGACAUCUCCGAUUUCCUGAAAGACUGUACUGGAUUCACCCUGAGACCGGUAGCUGGUCUGUUAUCUUCGCGAGACUUUCUUGCUGGGCUUGCCUUCAGGGUGUUCCACUCCACGCAGUACAUAAGACAUGCCUCGAAGCCCAAUUACACACCUGAGCCGGACGUUUGCCAUGAGCUUCUGGGUCAUGUCCCCUUGUUCGCAGACAACUCGUUUGCUCAGUUCUCCCAGGAGAUUGGACUUGCUAGUCUCGGGGCACCAGAUGAUAUUAUUAAGAAAUUAGCCACACUGUAUUGGUUUACUGUGGAGUUUGGACUCUGCCGACAAGAUGGACAACUAAAAGCAUUUGGUGCUGGACUUCUCUCUUCAUUUGGUGAAUUGCAGUACUGUCUCAGUGAUAAGCCAUCGAUUCGACCUUUUGACCCCAACCAGACUUCAGUGCAAGAAUAUCCCAUCACUUCUUUUCAGCCAGUCUACUAUGUGGCCGACAGCUUUGAUGAUGCAAAAGCCAAAUUAAGACAAUUUGCUGCCACCAUUCCCCGGCCAUUUAGUGUCCGGUACAAUCCUUACACCCAGAGUGUGGAAGUUAUCAACAGCAAGGAGCAGAUAAUUGAUCUGAGCAAAGACAUCAAAGGUGACUUAUCCCUGCUGCAAGAUGCCCUGGCUAAAAUUGGAUCUUAA
This is a messenger RNA of Candidula unifasciata, 1010 nucleotides long. Lineage: Eukaryota; Metazoa; Mollusca; Gastropoda; Stylommatophora; Geomitridae. The record is from the annotation of a GenBank genome assembly.